Messenger RNA from Colossoma macropomum (tambaqui), 1669 nucleotides. RefSeq lists its product as uncharacterized. The transcript is spliced from 11 exons. The record is from RefSeq and is a predicted model, not a curated record. The coding region runs from base 45 to 1256 and encodes 403 amino acids. NCBI's taxonomy places the organism in Eukaryota, Metazoa, Chordata, Actinopteri, Characiformes, Serrasalmidae.
UCUGUUAUCUGUGAACUGUCGAUGAGAAUCAAGGAUUUAGAAAAAUGAAUGUGAAUAUCAACUACCAUUUUACAAGGGUCAUUGUGCUCAUACUAACUACAGAACUACCUACAGUACUAACUGCAGCACUACCUACAAAACCAUCUACAGCCACAAAAUGCAAUGCCCUUCGCAAAGGGAUUAGACCUGCACUUUACUGCAGUGUCACGGCUAACGGGAAUUCUAAAGGAGCUCCAUGUAUUUUUCCAUUCUUUUACAAUGGAGCGUUUUACAAUGACUGUGUGAUUUUUCAUCACCCUAACCCAUGGUGCAGCACGACUGAUAACUACACCAGAGAUGGAAAGUGGGGAGAAUGCCUUGACUAUGAUGUUUGUCAACGUCACAACAAUCUGUCUGAUCCAUGGAGGAACAUUGGUUUUAACCUCAGCUCUUACCCUAACUUGCAAAUGAAAGACCUGAACUUGCAAGAAGGAUGGUACCGCUUUAAAGGUUUUAGUGGGGACCGAAUGGCCUACUACUGCAUAAGGGACACUGUCAGUGUACAGAAUCUAGACUGUGGUGCAGGACUGAUCCUCUACUACCUCGUUCCAAUCAGAGGAGUUUACAGGACAUGUCAUUCCUCCUGCAGUAAAUCUUCCUGUGGGCUGAAUAAUUACUGUAACUCAUCUGAUGGCAGCUGCAGGUGUGACUGUGGUUUUGGCAUCCAGACCAAAAAAGGCUUCAGUACAUGCACUGCAGUACCUGAAGGACUUUGUGUCAUUUUAGUGAUAAGGUAUGACCUGUUGGACAUGCGUAAUACCGUCCUCCUGCAUGCUGAAGUGAAUAAGAAGGAUGGAGUAAAAACAAAUAGUGCCAUCAAUAACACACAGCUCAACAACCCAGUCAACAUCAUUGUGACACAUGCUACAGCGGUGGCCGUUAAUAGCUCUAGGUUUUGUUUGACCUGGGAAAAAAUAGUGAAUGGCAGUUGCAGAGUCAUUCCAAUCGACAGUAAUCGCACUAUGUGCUCCUGUGAUGACUCAGAAAUAUUUGAUGACAUCAACCAAGGGUUUACAGGAGAGCGUUUGGACAUGUUAAUCGUUGUGGCUACAGCCAAUGGGGCUGUUGUUCCUGAGCUUGACCCUACUGACCUUUGUUCUUUGUGGAAGACAACUAAACGUAACCAACACAGCUCAGGUCAACCUGUGCAUAAGCCUGCUGUUGGCCCACCUCCUCUUUCUGUUCAAAGGGGGGCUCCUGAAGUACAUACGUGCUAAUCUGUUGGCGUGUGCAGUGCUGGCAGGCUUGCUGCACUUCCUCUUCCUCUCGUCUUUUGUGUGGAUGUUCAUUGAUGCUGUUCUGCUCUUCAUCUCUGCAAAGAACCUCACAAAGAUCAGAUCAAAGCAGAAGAAGAUGCUUGGUUGGAAAUAUCUGACUGUGAUUGGAUAUGUUAUUCCUCUGCUUGUGGUGGGUGUGUCUGUUGCAGUGGUGCCUAAUGGAUACAGCAGUAAAAUAUGCUGGCUUGAGAACAACAGGGGCUUUUAUUGGAGUUUCUUGGGCCCUGUGUAUUUCAUUCUUGCGGCAAAUGUGAUUCUCUUCAUCACCAUCUUCAUCACUGUCACUUUCAGCCUGAAAAGCCUGAACAAUGAGAUCUUGCAGAGGACACAAACUCAGGCUGAUAAGAAACUCA